AUGUCUACACUCAAGGUUGUCUGCCUCAUAUCCGGCGGCAAAGAUUCUCUCUUCUCCAUACUUCACUGCAUGAAGCAUGGCCACAGCAUUGUUGCCCUUGCCAAUCUCCAUCCGCCAGACCACGAACAAGCAGACGCUGUGGAGGACCUGGACAGCUACAUGUAUCAGACCGUGGGCCACUCAGUGAUACCUCUCUACAAGAAGGCGCUUGGUCUACCGCUCUACCGGCAGGCAAUCACUGGCUUGGCCAAGAAUCAAGACAAAUGCUAUGGACCGAGCAGUGACGAAGACGAAGCCGAGGCACUGUUGCCACUUCUUCGGAAGGUCAUGAGCCAUCAUCCGGAAGUGAAUGCCGUGAGUACCGGUGCAAUACUGUCGGACUAUCAAAGGACGCGGGUGGAGUCUGUGGCGAUCAGGCUGGGCUUGACACCAUUGUCGUAUCUCUGGCAGUGGCCGAACCUUCUGCCACAUUCGCAAGAUUCUCUCCUCAAAGACAUGGCCGAGGUUGGACAGGACUCUCGAAUCAUAAAGGUCGCGUCCGGUGGCUUGGAUGAGUCGAAUCUCUGGCAGAAUGUGGCCGACACCAGGACCAUUAGCCGUCUUAAUAAAGCGGUCCAGCGUUUCGGAAGUGCUGAUGAUGGUGCGGUGCUUGGAGAGGGUGGUGAGUACGAGACGCUUGCACUUUCAGGGCCUUUUCCACUCUGGAAAGGGCGCAUUAAGGUGGACGAUGCAGAUCUUCAGGUGGUGUCAGGCGAAGCAGGAAGUGCUUCAGUGCGUGUGGCCAAAGCUGAGGUACAAUCCGAGACCGGCGCGGGAGACAUCACCAACCUUCGCCAGCCGCCUCUGCUAGAGCCACAGUUUCACGCAAUAUGGCAAGAGCUGCGAGGAGACGACUUCCUGGCGAACACUCAGCACGAUAUCGAUGUACACGACCAUGGCAAUCCUUCUGCCAGUCCCGGCCUGAUCCUUUUGGCAGAUAUCGUGGGUGAUGGAGCCAACGCAGCCGGGCAAAUGGCCGCCAUCAUGGACCAAUCGACCGUCUUGUUAGAAGAAGCUGGACACAAGCUCGCUGAUGUUGCGUACACGAGCAUCGUCCUGAGGGACAUGGCAGACUUUGCAUCUGUCAAUGCCGUUUACGGCUCAUACUUCGUGCAUCCGAACCCUCCAGCACGAGCAACAAUAGCCUGUCCCGACGUUGUACCGGAUGGUAAGCGUGUGAUGGUCGCACUGACAAGCUUUCGCAACGACAAGGUCAACUCGAGGAAAGGCCUGCAUGUACAGUCACGCUCGUAUUGGGCGCCAGCGAACAUUGGGCCAUACUCUCAAGCAAUAUCAAUAUCCGAGGAAAACAAAUCUGCCGUGACUUAUGUUGCCGGACAGAUACCGCUGGUGCCUGCAACCAUGGAACCGGUGCAAGACCGUGACGAGGGCUCAUUCGGGAUACAGACGGUUCUUGCACUGCAGCACCUCGAUCGCAUUGGACGUGCUAUGCGGAUUCAGCGCUGGAACAGCGCCGUUGCAUUCAUAGCGACCCGUUCCAACGAACUCGCCGCAGCGUUAUCGAGACGUGCUCAUCAGGCCUGGCAGGCGUAUCACCAACCACCACCCCUUGACGACGGUGCUGUGUCCGAGCCUGAGGACGAGUCAUUUGAUGUUUGGCAUAGUACUUUUGGCGGGAAGAGAGAGCAACACUGGGGAAGCACUCCAGAUCACACUGAAACUCGAUCUCGCCGAGACACUGCGAGAGUACCGCCAUUGCACGUGGUCCGGGUCCAAGCAUUGCCUAGAGGGUGUAACAUCGAGUGGGUUGGUUUUGGUCUGACGAACGAUGGAGGCGAGCAUCAUGUACCGCAUGCCCAGCAUCUUCUUCGACUGUUUCAGCAGAACAUUAUCUGA
Messenger RNA from Saxophila tyrrhenica, 1896 nucleotides. RefSeq lists its product as uncharacterized. Gene Ontology annotation, biological process: protein histidyl modification to diphthamide. Gene Ontology annotation, molecular function: diphthine-ammonia ligase activity. The record is from RefSeq and is a predicted model, not a curated record. The transcript has a single exon. Lineage: Eukaryota; Fungi; Ascomycota; Dothideomycetes; Mycosphaerellales; Extremaceae. Bases 1 to 1896 code for a protein of 631 amino acids.